This is a messenger RNA of Culex pipiens pallens (northern house mosquito), 5568 nucleotides long. RefSeq names its product proton-coupled amino acid transporter-like protein CG1139. Gene Ontology annotation, biological process: amino acid transmembrane transport. Gene Ontology annotation, cellular component: vacuolar membrane. Lineage: Eukaryota; Metazoa; Arthropoda; Insecta; Diptera; Culicidae. Bases 514 to 1977 code for a protein of 487 amino acids. The transcript has 5 exons. Gene Ontology annotation, molecular function: amino acid transmembrane transporter activity. The record is from RefSeq and is a predicted model, not a curated record.
AAUGUCGAAAUAAGCGAGUUUAGUGCACCCAAAGUGCGCUCUAAGAUUGUGCAAAUUGUGUCAGAAAAAAGUUUUUUCUUCUCCGUUUUGUUGUGUGUUGGUGAGCGAUAGUGACCUUCCUGCAAGGCGCGUAUCAAAUAACAAAGCAAUUUCAGCGCAAGAAGCUUGGAAGCCCGAUAAAAACAACAAAUUUCGAUACUGUCGGCGGAGGGUGUAAAGGAAUUUUCGCUCAGGAUUGUCCCACGCCCCCCGAUAAUGGAGGAUUUCACACCUUUAAUAAAUCUACAGAGAAAGUAAACUGCAAAACGCUUUCCUCACCCUUCACAAAAAAUCUACCUGCAAGGAUCUAAACGAUAAAUAAAAAAACAGCACCAUUUAGCAGCGCAAAAAGCAAACAGAUUACAAAUUUCGCGCUGCUCGUCGUGAGGUUCCUGUUGCUCAACAGCGAGAGAGGACACAAACAGUCGCGAACCGAGAGUUUACAAUUCAGUUUUGCCAUCCAGCUCGCGAAGGAUGAAGGACGAGCGGGAUCCCCUGCUGGGUGGUUCGGACAACUCGCUGGACACCAACGAGCAACAGCACCUGCUAGCGAGGCCGGACCUGCGCAGUUCGCCGGAGAACAUGAUCGUGGACGUGGGCCACGAAAACGACAGUCUUGUGCCCGGCAGCAGGGACGACCCAACGUACGGCUCGUCGGUAAACGAAACGUACGAUCCCUCGAUGCAUCGUACGCUGGAACACCCCACGACUAACCUGGACACGAUGAUCCAUCUGUUGAAGGGCAACAUUGGCACCGGGAUUCUGGCGAUGCCGGAUGCGUUCAAGAAUGCUGGUCUGUACGUGGGACUGUUCGGGACGCUGUUGAUGGGCGUGAUUUGUACGCAUUGUAUGCACGUGCUGGUCAAGUGCUCGCACGAGCUGUGCCGGCGACUGCAGGUACCGUCGCUGAACUUUGCCGAGGUGUGUCACCGAUCGUUCGAGUCUGGGCCGAUCGGCCUGCGGAGGUACUCGACGUUGGUUCGGAAUUUGAUCAACAUGUUCCUGGUGAUAACGCAGCUGGGCUUUUGCUGCGUGUAUUUUGUGUUUGUCGCGGCGAACAUUCGUGAAGUUGUAGCGCACUACUAUUUCGAUCUGGACACGAGAAUCUACCUGCUGCUGUUGCUCAUCCCGAUGGUGCUGCUGAAUUUGGUCAAGAACCUCAAGUAUUUGACGCCGAUCUCGUUGAUUGCCGCGUUUUUGACCGUUGCAGGUCUCACGUGCACGUUCUACUACGUGCUGCAGGAUCUGCCCAACACGCACACCGUCAAACCGUUCGCUACCUGGGCCCAGCUGCCGCUGUACUUUGGCACGGCCGUGUACGCGUUCGAAGGAAUCGGCAUUGUGCUUCCGCUGGAGAACAACAUGAAAACGCCGGAGGACUUUGGCGGCAUGACCGGAGUGCUCAACACCGGCAUGGUCAUCGUUGCCUGUCUGUACACGGCCGUCGGCUUCUUCGGCUAUCUCAAGUACGGUGAAGACGUGCAGGGCAGCAUCACGCUCAAUCUUCCAGGGGAUCAAUUCAUCGCCCAGCUGGUCCGCAUCAUGAUGGCCCUCGCGAUCUUCUUCUCGUACGGGCUGCAGUUCUACGUGCCCAUCUCGAUCCUGUCCCCGUCCGUCAAGCGACGGCUGCACUCCGAGCAGGCCCAGCUAAUCGGUGAGUAUCUGAUGCGCGUUGGGCUGGUAGUGUUCACCUUUCUCCUCGCCGCCAUGAUUCCGAACCUGGGGGCGGUAAUUUCGCUGGUCGGUGCCGUCAGCAGCAGCACGCUGGCGUUGAUCUUUCCGCCGUUGAUCGAAAUCGUCACCUUCUGGCCGGACGGCCUCGGCAAGCGCUACUGGGUGCUGUGGAAGGACAUUGGCAUCAUGAUGUUUGGCAUUUGUGGGUUCGUGUUCGGCACGUACACCAGCGUGGCACAAAUCAUCAACCCGAAUCUGCACUAAAUUCGGGUUGGGUUGAGGGGGAAUGCACACACACAAAGCGCGCAGAAUUACGUACUAUGCGAGCGUAAUGACAUGUAGGAUAUGGAUAUUCUUAAAUUUUUAAGAAUCUGAAGCUGUAAAUUAUAUUAUCGAAAGUGAAACAAUAACACAUAUAUUUAUAGUAUUGCGCGUAAGAAAAGACACAAACUGUGCGUGGGAGAACUCCUACUAGUGAAAAGGGUGGAAUCUUAAGCUCUCAGUGUGAUUAUUACAUUUUAGUUUAGGCAGGUAACAGAGGCACUUUGGACUCGAAGCAAGCCCAACAGUGAGCUGUGUAUUAUCAUAAUAUAUUGUAGCAUUCUAAAAGCAGGCCGAGCUGGAGCAAGUGUUGCAAAAGUUUCUAAUGUAGACGCGUUACGUUACUUUUGCGUGUUUAUAGCCAAAUUUGUCGUGAUUGUAGACCAUCACUAAAACUACUUUGUUAAGAGAUACUACUAACCAAAAUUGCCACGAAUAAUGCAGUAAUAAAAUGUUCAAGCAGAAAGUUUUUUUUAUUUUAUUUUAUUUUUUUAAUAAAAGCAAUCGAUUAUAUUUCACAUUCAAAUCUCAGCAGGGUUGUCAAUUGGGAUACAAAUAUUUUGAUGUUUUUUAUUCUUGCUGUUAAAAUAUGACUCUCAAAUUUUAAUAUUCAAAGAAGUGCAGUACUGUACUUGUUCUGUAACUGGGCUGAAAACGUAGCACAGUUACCGAAUGCUGCUCGUCAGCUGGGCUGAUCAAAAAUGACUAGGGGAACAUCAAUGCAUUCUUAACAAUAAAAUAUCUCAAAAAUAUUUACAAAGAAUAACCUUUAAAUAUCAUUUGAAUACGACAUGUCAUUUUUUUAAACUUAAAAAAUAUUUUUUAUUUGUUGAUAUCCAUCCACUGACCCCCCUAUCAUUUUGUUUUGAUAUUGUUUCUUUGACGUUAGAAAGCAACCGAGUUAAACAACACCCAGUUUCCGAUAAAGAACUGUUACUAGAACUUCAAUAUUAAAAAAAAGGUUCAGGAUGUUAUGUUACAGGCAUUCCCAAUAUGACAAAGAACUUUGUAAGAACCUACUCCAAACUUUUUUAUGGUCCCUUGGCGGAACAUCUCCGGUUGCUCCCAUUCAUUCCAGCUAGCCGUUGCUUCCUGACCAAAGAUUCAUUGACUUGACCCCUCCCCUUUUAGCAGGUCACGUUAAUCUUACAUCCCAAGAGAAGAAGUCGUGACUCAACACUUUUUGAAUUUCAAACAAAGCGAUUUCGACAAAGUUCUUUGUCAUAACAAAACCAAAUUUGUCAUUGUUUACGACCCUGCUUUUAUGACAACAGCUAAAAUAUUACUUUCUAUCAAAACAAAACAAAAAGAGGCAUAAAAAAAACCAUAAACUACAAUAUCUCGUAACGAUACGAUAGUCUUGCCAAUCCACUAUUAGCAUGACAAUAAUCUAUACAUCAGCAUAAAAUGUGUUGAAUAAGUAGCGUAAGCCUGUGAGGAAUUAUUUUCUAUAAAAAAACGUACGUUUAAACUGUCUGUACACUAUACUAUAUUGAAACUCCUGUUACUAGACUAUCCGUGUUAAGUUUUCCUCUGCGACCAAUCUAUUCUUCACUGUGAAUUGUUUUCGAACCCUACUGAGCAGUUCUCUAGGAUUUCGGUCAUUCGAUUUUUUUGUAUUUUUUAAUUCGGCUGAAACUUUUUUGGUGCCUUCGGUAUGCCCAAAGAAGCCAUUUUGCAUAAUUAGUUUGUCCAUAUAAUUUUCCAUACAAAUUUGGCAGCUGUCCAUACAAAAAUGAUGUAUGAAAAUUCAAAAAUCUGUAUCUUUUGAAAGAAAUUUUUUGAUCGAUUUGGUGUCUUCGGCAAAGUUCCAGGUUGUGCAAAAAAUCAUUGACCGAGUUAUAAAUUUUUUAAUCAAUACUAUUUUUUUAAAAAAUCGAAAUUUUGGUCGCAAAAAUUUUUCAACUUCAUUUCAAACAUUCAAUAUUUCGCCCUUUUAAAAUGUUAGUCUUGGCUUAAAAUUUUUGAAAAUAUUUUUUUCGAAAAGAUCGGAAAAUUUCACAACUGUUUCAUAUUUUAACAUUGAAAAUCGGACCAUUAGUUGCUGAGAUAUCGACAUUGAAAAAUGGUGGGCUGUUUGGGUGAGACUUAGAAAACAUAAAUUUUCCUGUUUUUAAACCUUUGCAUUGCAAUAUCUCAGCAACUAAAGGUCGUAUCAACAAAGUCCGAAGAAGCAAAAUAUAGAGAAUUUUCAAAGCUUUUCAAAAAUAUUUUUUUCAAAAGUGGGCAAACAUGUGCACUAAUUUAAAAAAAUGAAAAACUGCGACUAUUUUGAAAAAAGUUACAUGAAAAUGGCUAUAACUUGAAAACGGUGCACUUUAUCAAAAUUUCACUAAAGUACUUUUUGAUUGCAAAUUCAAUUUUACAUCGAAAAAUGAAGUUGAAAAAUUUUUGCGACCAAAAUUUCGAUUUUUUGAAAAAAAUAGUAUUGAUUAAAAAAUUCAUAACUCGGUCAAUGAUUUUUUGCACAACCUGGAAAUUUCUGAAAAGUUGGCUUUUUAUGUCCUCUAAAACAUAUCAAAAAAUAAAAAAAAUUAAAAAUAGUGUUUUUUUUGCAAAUCAAGUUUUAGUGAUAAAAAGUUAAAUAAAAAAAUCACCAAAUUUUUUUUACCGUGUACCAUUUUUUUCCAGUGUAGUCCGUAUCCAUACCUAAAACUUUGCCGAAGACACCAAAUCGAUCAAAAAAUUCCGUCAAAAGAUAAAGAUUUUUGAAUUUUCGUACAUCAUUUUUGUAUGGACAGCUGCCAAAUUUGUAUGGAAAAUUAUAUGGACAAACAAAUGAUGCAAAAUGGCUUCUUUGGGCAUACCGAAGGCACCAAAAAAGUUUCAGCCGGAUUAAAAAAUACAAAAAUUAAAAUUGAAGAAAAAAGACCGAUUUCGUAGAGAAUUGCUCUACUAUUGAUAUAAGUGUAGUACAAUUAUUUAGGCGGUAAAAAGAUGCGUGAGAAUAAAGAGUGACGAAUUUACGAGUUGAAUGGAAAAAGAUUUGAGUUAUUUUCAUAAUGUGCUUUCUUCUAAGUUCACGAAUUUUCAAAUGAAUUUCUUUAGGACAUGUGAUAUGAAUAGUCUUACAAAUUAAAUGAUAACUUGUCAAAAAUACUGCUAGUAAAUCAGUUUGGAGUUGUUUCUCAGAGUUGAAAGCAAAACUUUUGUAGAAACAACUCCAUAGCUGCCACAUUUAUUGCAUUCCACAAAAUUAGAGUCACAUUAACCGAUAAAUGAAGCGCUCAAAAUGUGUAAACUUUUGAAGUUGAUAGAAUAUGACGACCCCCUACCAGCAAACAUCCUUAUCCGAUAUUAGUGUGUUCAGUGUUUUUUGUGUUAUCAGCCUGUAAUGAAAAAAUAAGGAAAUAUUUGGUGACAAUAUUGGAAGAACUACUUAACUGAUAAUCGUCAUUUAUACACAACGUAAUAAAACAGUUGCAGUGUAGUGCGAACUUAUUUUACUCCCAAAAGCAACAAAAGGAUAAUAAUUAUACAAGUAAACAAACCGCAACUUCAAAGGGAAUUGAAAAAUAAACAUAUUUUACUAAC